CUUUAAUCAAGUCAGCCCAAAAGAACUGGAGCCCAUUCUCUGUAUGUUGACAGUAAGCCUGUGAAAAUGUACGAGAAAAGGAAUCAGGUGCCUGAGAUGAUCUUGGACCUAACCUUGGAGAUCAUCUACCUGCUGACUGGAAAGGUGAUGGAAUCUGGGAAUUUCAUAUUGUCACACACUUUAAUACAUAUUACAAAAGAAUCUCAGGUCUCAGACAGGUUUUACGUUCGUAACAUAUGCAAACGUCCAGGCACACCCAAUGGUUUCUUCAAGAGGCAGUCUUUAUUUUGUUCAAAAUAUAACGGCAACGUUUUGGUUCCUACAUGAGCUUUUUACAAAGGCUCAUGUAGGAGCCAAAACAUAAUGUCAUUAUAUUUUGUUCCAAAAGAAAGACUGCCUCUUAUAAAAACCAUUGGGCGUACCUUCUGUAUAUGUUUUCAGUGGAUGUGAGGUGGGGGGAGAAUUUGCCCUCCCUGUCUGGAUCACCCUGGUGGAAGUAAUCCCAUGCAGCGAGUGCUGUGCUCACUUUUGUGCACAAAGGUUUUACCAAGCCCUGCUUGGUAUAUUUUUGGCACUAAAAUACAGGAACACAAGUUUUGAGGUCUUCAUUUGUGGACUUUCUGCAUUAGAGAGACGGCAACCUUAAAGCGACACUGUCAUGGCCGUAUCCGUUUUUUUUUUUUUUUUUUAACCUACCCCUUCCGACUCCAAUACAUUUUGUUGUGCACCUAGUCACCCCCAAAUACCCCUAGGUCAACUCGAUUUACCAUUUUAAAUAACUUUAAUUUAUGCCCGGACCUAGGUCCUUGGCGCCGCCAUCUUAGUGUGGGCAGAUGAAGUCCCUGUUUGACACGUCAUAUGCCCACACUAUAUAGCACUAUGAAAUUCCUGCGCAUGUCCAGUUAAAUACUUGGGCAUUUGCUUUUUUCCAAAAUUCAGACAGGGAUUUCGUCAUACCAUUCGUCAGAAAGACGAAUGAAUAAAUAGAAAUUUCGGACGAACAAACACCGAAUGCCUGUAUUCGUUUCUUCAUUUGUUUUCUCCCUCCUUGUAAUAUGUAAAAAUAUAAGCGGCAGGGAGCAGGUGGGGCAUCUAGAAAAAUAAUUUACAGGGGAAGACAUAGUGUUCCUCCCUCCCCGGGCUCCAAACCAUGAGCGGUGGGUGAGGGCCGUAAUAACAAAAGGGGAGGGGCAUACUGCCUUCCCCCAGCCCCCACCCAUGAACGGCAGGUGGGGGCCCUAAGUAACAAAAGGAGGGGGGACCUAUUAUCUCCCCCUUCCGGCCCCCACCCAUGAGCAGAAGGUAGGGGCCAAAAGUAACAAGGCUGCUCACUGUUUAGUAGAUAUGCCCCUACUCAGUAUAGCGAGUAGGGGCAUUUCGGGAGAUUUAAAACUCCCUUAUUCACUAAUACUAAUGAAAUUCCGAUCCGAACAAAAGUCCCGGAUUGCGUCCUAACAUGAAUAAACUAAACAAUAAGGAAGAGAGACAGGAGCCCAACCUAUCCUAAGGUCACCCCUCUAUAACGAGGCAACUACCACUCUGGAGGACACUCUAUAAUUUAUCCUGUCCCUUCUCCUGUCUCCCUUCCUUAUUGUUUAGUUUAAAGGACUACUAUAGUGCCAGAAAAACACUUGUUUUCCUGGCACUAUAGUGCCCUGAGGGUGCCCCCACCCUCAGGGACCCCCUCCCGCCCGGCUCUGGAAAGGGGAAAAGGGGUAAAACUUACCUUUUUCCAGCACUGGGCGGGGAGCUCUCUGCCUCCGAUCCUCCUCCGUUCCUCCCCGUCGGCUGAAUGCGCACACGCGGCAAGAGCUGCGCGCGCAUUCAGCCGGUCACAUAGGAAAGCAUUAUCAAUGCUUUCCUAUGGACGCUUGCGUGCUCUCACUGUGAAAAUCACAGUGAGAAGCACGCAAGCGCCUCUAGCGGCUGUCAAUGAGACAGCCGCUAGAGGGAAUGGGGGAAGGCUUAACCCAUUCAUAAACAUAGCAGUUUCUCUGAAACUGCUAUGUUUAUAAAAAAAAUGGGUUAACCCUAGCUGGACCAGGCACCCAGACCACUUCAUUAAGCUGAAGUGGUCCGGGUGCCUAGAUUGGUCCUUUAAUAGUGCAUUUUGUUGCACUAGGGGUUAACCCUAGUUAGAGUAAGAUUAUUGUACUAUCUUCAUUCCCCUUGUUUUUUGUAACAUGAAUAAAUAAACGGUUUGUGACGAAUGCUCCCUUGCCAAGGGCUCCUGGAGGGGUGUGAAGGCUAGCCUCCUGCCCAUUGACUAUGGGGUGAGUAUUGUGGAAAAAUUUCUCUGACCCACAUGAGCUAGUCAAGUGUAGGAAAAAUACAUAAGACAAAAUAGUCCCUACUUUGUCUUAUGUUUUAAACAAAACUAGAGCAGAUAGGAAGAAAUGAAAAACAGAUUCAGAGAGAGGGAGAAAAGAGGAAUCGAUUGGGGAAAGGUAAGUUCGGCAUGACACUCUGGGGAUUGCUAUACUCCCCUGGGUUCUAAUCACUAGCUCUUUUAAGAGCUGUUCCUGCUACACUCUCUGGAGUAGGAGAGGUUCACCCACUGGAAGCUGGAUCCUGGUCUUGGGUCCAGGGUGGGUGGAGGACGGCGAGUUCUCAACCAAGCUGUAACGCUGGACGUGUGGACUACAGUGCUGAUGGGGUCGGGUGGAGUGCUUGGAGUCCUCGGUGAGCACUAGGAGCAUUGAUUGGCGGAGGCACCCGUCGGGGUGCCAGGCGGUCCAUCACAGGAAUUAUUUAGGUAAAUAAAGAUAUUAGGUCUUAUGUAUUUUUAGAAGAGGGCAUAUAAUGAUAUUGGAACAAAUGAUGGAAAGAAACCAUUGCAAUGCAUAUGUAUCUGUCAUCCUCAAUAUGUAGGAGCACAUGGUUGUGAAGAAACCUGUGGGUUAUACAUCACACAGCAACAGUCCCUGGGUGUCCGAUAAAUCCAUGCUGCCUCCACCUCACUCACUCAUACAUGAGAGAAAUAAUGACAAUAAGAUUUUGGAACUGACCAAUCAGAUCACCCAGCUGUUGACUGGAGAGGUGAGGAUGCUGAGAAUGGGACAUUAUAUAGUAAAACAGGAGAUGUGUCUGAAUGGUGACUGUAUCUUUGUGUCUACCAGGUUCCUAUAAGAUGUGAGGACUUCACUGUCUAUUUCUCCACGGAGGAGUGGGAGUAUUUAGGAGAACACAAGAAUCUCUACAAAGACCUGGAUACUGGAAAUUAUUGGCCUCUCAGCUCAUUGGGUAAUAGAAGCUUUAAUCACCGUUGUGUUGAGAAAAAAAUAUAUAUUUUUGAAUAAAACCACAUAAAUUCUAAUGAUAUACAAUGUUAUGUAUCAGACAGCAAUGUAUAUAAGGAUUGUCUGCAAGGAGAUCUUGAUAACUGAGACUCACCAUAACAUUAGGUCACUGCAUUUUACCAAGUAAAUAAGCAUCAGCUAUGUUGCUUAAUAUGCUGUAUCUUGUGUUCAUAUCUAUUUGAUUAGCUAUUAAUAUGCACUUUCUUUUAAUAGAGACAUCCGUAUCUGGUGAAUUUCACAUGCAUUUUUCUUUGCCGGAUUUUGGAAAUAAAUAUGUCACUGUGAAUAAAACCAAUAAUGGAGUACAAGAUCAGAAAUGCAGUGAACAAAGGAAGUUUUUUACUAAAUCACAUGAAUCUGCAUCACAUGCAGAAGGGACACUCACAAAAUAUAUGUCUACACUUAUUAAGGAGGAGGCAGCCUUAUCCGAAGAAGAAAAUCUCACAAAUCCAGACAUUUCUCCACCCAUGGAAUGUAUGUCAACAAAAUGUACAUCUACUCAUAGUAAGGAGGAAUCCACUUUUUGUGUUGAAGGGAAUUUCAUAGACAUUGCCACUGCUAAACCUACAGUGGAUGCACACACAGAACAUACAACGAUUCAUGUUAAGGAUGAACCAGCCUCAUAUAGAGAAGGAAAUCUUAUAGACACAGACGUUUGCACAUCCACAGAACAUACACUGACAGAAUAUCAAUCUACUUGUAUUAAGGAUGAGUUAGUCUCUUGUGAAGAGGGAAACACCACAAAGACUGAAAUUUGUGCUCCCACAGAAUAUAAAUCUACCUCUAAGUCAACUGAGUUUGGAACAGUAAUGCUUAUUGAUGCUGAAAAUUACACUCUUACGGAACACACACAGAAGAAGGAUACAUUUACUUGCAUUGCUGGUAACACUCCAGCUAAUUUAUCAAUAAUAGAAUCAAGGAAACCAGGUAAUAAUAAUUAUAACGACGGUAUUUCUCCUCAAAAUAUUGGAAAGGUACUGCACUGUCACAAGUUGCCUGAAAGUUUUAAUAUUAACUCAAAGAUAGUUCAGCAUCAGCCGGAUAACAAAGGAGGCACUAUGGAUGCUACAGAAAUAGGGCCGGUCGUGUUUACAGAGGCUGAACUCGUUACACAGGAGAGAAAUCCCAAAGAAGACAAAGUAUUUUCAUGUUCUGAAUGUGGGAAGCUUUUUAGACUCGUGUCUUAUCUGACUAAACACAAGAGGAGUCAUACAGGAGAAAAGCCAUUUAAAUGCAAUGAAUGCGGAAAAUGUUUUUCUUUGUCUGAACACCUUGUAUCACAUAGAAAGAUUCACAGCGGAAUAAAACCAUUUAACUGCACUGAAUGUGAUAAAUGCUUCACCCAGGCCGCCCAUCUUGCAUCUCAUAAAAGGAUUCACACUGGAAUAAAACCAUUUAACUGCACUGAAUGUGGUAAAUGCUUUACCCAGGCUGCACAUCUUGCGUCUCAUAAAAGGAUUCACACAGGCGAAAAGCCAUUUCAAUGCAGUGAAUGCGGGAAAUGUUUUACUUGGGCCACACAGCUUGCAUCGCAUAAGUCGGUUCACACAGGGGUAAAACCAUUUAAAUGCACAGAGUGUGGGGAAUGUUUUUCCUGGUCUUUCCAGCUUGCUUCUCAUAAAUGGGUUCACACAGGAGAAAAACCAUUUAAAUGCACUGAAUGCGAGAAAUGUUUUACUCAGGCAAAAUUACUUGCUUUGCAUAAAAGAAUUCACACAGGAGAAAAACCAUAUAAAUGCACUGAAUGCGGAAAAUGCUUUACUCAGGCCGCACAUCUUGUAUCACAUAAAAGGAUUCACACAGGAGAGAAACCGUUUUUCUGCUCUGAAUGUGGGAAAUGUUAUACUGAUCGCUCAGGUCUCACUAAACAUCAGAGAAAUCACAGAAGAUAAACUAUUCUUAAAUUCUGAAUGCAGGGAAUGUUUUGCAUUAUUAAAUUUCUUCUAUCUGUUCUUAUCCAAGGUGUUCGGAAAUUAAUAAACUCAAAUCUUAUUAUGAUGAUGAACAUCUGAUAAAGAGGUCUAUUUACUGCAUAACAUUCACGGAGAAGGCCACAUCUCUUGUUUGCAUGAGCUGGAUGUUUGGGUAUUUGGUCACAAAAGUUAAAUUAAACUUGUCCUCCUCUAAAUGUUUGUAGUUUCUUUAAAGUGCCACUGAAAUGAUGGUAUGCUUAAUUUUAAGGUUAUAAAGUUCUGCACUUCUGUGUUCUCAAGUUAUACAAUUUAAUUCACAACUUGUCAAGUUCAUCAAGGCACACGUUAUAGCGGAGCUCCAAUAUUCAGCAUCAAUAUCUCCGCUGUAGACUACUUGUAGUUGAGGAAGCAUUAAGAUAUCCAAGGCACAAUCCCCCCAGUAACUGGAUGACUCACAGUUCUGGAGCUCAACUGAUUUUUUUUUUUCAGCCACAGCUGGCAUUUUUGCAACUCCCCAUGCAAGGGGUUUCUUAAAUUACAUUCCAGGGAUUUUCCCCUGGUGGACCUUUUGUUGGGGACAAGGGACAAGUCAACAUUUCAC
Molecule: messenger RNA, 5813 nt
Organism: Pelobates cultripes (western spadefoot toad)
Lineage: Eukaryota; Metazoa; Chordata; Amphibia; Anura; Pelobatidae
Source: the annotation of a GenBank genome assembly